AUGUUCUUUGCUAUUCAUAUUCAAUUUAGUACAAAUGCUCAUAAUACAAGUGUUGAAGAUGAAUCAGCAAAAUAUGGAGAUAUAAUUCAAAUUGAUAAAAUCGAUUAUUAUUAUUAUAGUUCAUAUAAAAUGAUAAUGAUGCUUCGUUGGAUAAAUGAUUAUUGUACAUCAAAAUCUCGUCGAGCACCACAUAUAGAUCUUCGAAAAUAUGUUCUUUUUGUUGAUGAUGAUUAUUAUGUUGAUUUAGAUUCAUUAUUAUUAUAUAUAUAUAGUAUUGAUGAAGAUAAAGAAAUGACAACUUAUGAACGACGAACAUUUCUAACAGGUGAAUUACAUGAAAAAUCUCGUCCUCGAAGAUUUAUAAAUGAUCGUUGGUAUGUAUCAAUUAAUGAUUAUCCAUAUGAUAUGUAUCCUAAUUAUAUAUCAACUGGAUGUUUUUUAAUGACACGUUAUAAUGCACGUUUAUAUUAUAUCGCAUCAAAAUAUAUUCGUUUAUUUUAUUUUGAUCAUGUUUAUAUGGGACUUUUAUCGUAUUCAAUGUCAACUAAUUUAAUUGCAAAUAAUCAACUUUUUUCAACAUCUUUAUCAUUAAAUUAUAAAUUGAAUAAUAAUCAAUUGAGAUUUUUAUAUCAAUGGAAAUCUAUAUUUAAUAAUCAAAUUUAUUUUAAUUCAACAAAAAAUCCAAUUUGUUUUCGAGGAUAUCGUACUCAAAAAUUAAUUGAUAUUUGGAAUCAAAUUCAUCAAACUAAUCUUACUUUUACAUUUGACUCAUCUAUUAAAUAA
Messenger RNA from Rotaria sordida, 783 nucleotides. Lineage: Eukaryota; Metazoa; Rotifera; Eurotatoria; Philodinida; Philodinidae. The record is from the annotation of a GenBank genome assembly.